AUGUCUGCCCUAGAAAAAAACAUGCAGAAGAAAGAGAAAGAUACAUGCAGUAAAGAUGAGACAGCAGUGCCGAAACUUCCAGUCCCACCACUGCAACAGACCUUACACAUGUACCUACAGUGCAUGAAACACCUGGUGCCAGAGGAGCAAUUUAGAAAGACCAAGACCAUCGUGGAGGAGUUUGGAAUUGCAGGAGGCCUAGGGGAAUCCUUGCAGCAAAUCCUCGAGGAAAGAAGGGAAAAGACAACAAACUGGGUGUUUAACUACUGGCUGGAUGACAUGUACCUCAACAACCGGCUAGCUCUUCCAGUCAAUUCCAGCCCCGCUAUUAUCUUUGCUCGUCAGUAUUUCAAGGACGUAAAUGACCAGCUGAGGUUUGCCGCCAAUCUCAUUUCAGGAGUUCAAGACUAUAAAGCUUUACUGGACAUCCAUGCUUUACCUGUUGAUUUUGCUCGUGGACAGCUGUCUGGUCAUCCUCUCUGUAUGAAGCAAUACUAUGGACUCUUUUCUUCCUAUCGUCUUCCAGGACAUACCAAAGACACCCUUGUGGCCCAGAAAAGCAGUGUAAUGCCAGAACCAGAGCACAUCAUUGUUGCUUGUAACAAUCAGUUUUUUGUUUUGGAUGUUGUCAUUAAUUUCCGUCGUCUCAGUGAGGGAGAUCUUUUCACUCAGUUACGAAAGAUAGCCAAAAUGGCAGAGAACGAAGAGGAAAUGCUGCCUCCAAUUGGCCUGCUGACAACAGAUGGAAGAACAGAGUGGGCAGAGGCCAGGACGAUCCUUAUGAAAGACUCUACUAACCGCGACUCUCUCGACAUGAUUGAACGGUGCAUAUGCCUGGUGUGCCUGGACAGCCCAAGCGGGGUGGAGCUCAAUGAUACAAACAUGGCACUGCAACUGCUACACGGAGGAGGCUACCAUAAAAACGGGGCCAAUCGUUGGUAUGACAAACCUAUGCAGUUUGUUGUAGGAAGAGACGGAGUCUGCGGUACUGUGUGUGAACAUUCCCCCUUUGAUGGUAUCGUACUGGUGCAGUGCACUGAACAUUUGCUCAAGCACAUGAAAGAAAGCUCCAAGAAAUUAGUCCGAGCUGAUUCAGUGAGCGAGCUUCCUGCUCCACGGAGAUUAAGAUGGAAAUGUUCCCCUGAAAUUCAGGCACAUUUGGCAUCAUCAGCAGAAAAACUCCAAAGGAUAGUAAAAAAUUUGGACUUCAUCGCCUACAAGUUUGAGAACUAUGGAAAGGAAUUUAUUAAGAAACAAAAGAUUAGCCCAGAUGCCUACAUUCAAGUAGCACUUCAGCUGGCAUUUUACAGAUGCCACAGGAGACUUGUCCCUACCUAUGAAAGUGCUUCCAUACGCCGAUUUGAUGAGGGCAGAGUCGACAACAUCAGGUCUGCUACCUCGGAAGCAUUUGCUUUUGUAAAAGCAAUGACUGAUAACAAGACAGCUCUAUUGGAUUCUGAGAAGAUGCAGAGAUUUAAGGAUGCAAUUGCAGCUCAGACUAAUUACACUGUUCUGGCUAUAACUGGAAUGGCAAUAGAUAAUCAUCUGCUAGGGCUCAGAGAGGUGGCACGGGAACACUUCAAGGAACUGCCAGAGAUAUUUACAGAUGAGACAUAUUUGACAAGCAAUCGAUUCAUCCUCUCGACCAGCCAGGUUCCAACUACUAUGGAAAUGUUCUGCUGCUAUGGGCCUGUGGUGCCCAAUGGUUAUGGGGUAUGUUAUAACCCUCAGCCAGAACAUCUAUUAUUCUGCAUCUCAAGCUUUAAAGACUGUAAAGAAACCUCCUCAGACGUGUUUGCAAAAGCCGUGGAAGAAAGUCUCCUAGAAAUAAGAGAUCUGUGCAGCAAAUGCAAUUCUACUACGGCAAAGCCACUUGCUAAACAAGAAGCAGCCACCCACCUGAAGAGUGACCGCAAACUCUAAGAGGCUGUGGGAAUUAUUCUCCUGAAUCCACCUUAUGAAGAAACAAUGACAUAGUUGUUUAAAGGCAAGGUAGUAGUAGUAAUAUAUUAGUGUAGAACCAAAAAUGUCAUUUGUUUUACAUUGUGGCCAAUAUUUAAACCCUGUACAUACUAAAUCUACCAUUUCUUGCUUGAGAGUCAGCAAAAAAAGGUUUGGUCUCACUGGCUGAAAUGACGGAGGAAGUAAUAUGAGUAUGUGUUGUACUACCAUUUAUAGCCAUAAUUACCUUAUGCCAUUUUAUCACCUAAAAAA
This is a messenger RNA of Leptosomus discolor (cuckoo roller), 2214 nucleotides long. RefSeq names its product choline O-acetyltransferase (gene CHAT). Gene Ontology annotation, biological process: neuromuscular synaptic transmission; acetylcholine biosynthetic process. Lineage: Eukaryota; Metazoa; Chordata; Aves; Leptosomiformes; Leptosomidae. Gene Ontology annotation, cellular component: neuron projection; cytoplasm. Gene Ontology annotation, molecular function: choline O-acetyltransferase activity. The record is from RefSeq and is a predicted model, not a curated record.